Messenger RNA from Echinops telfairi (small Madagascar hedgehog), 1939 nucleotides. It is a transcript of the gene BGN, whose product is annotated as biglycan. The record is from RefSeq and is a predicted model, not a curated record. The coding region runs from base 103 to 1212 and encodes 369 amino acids. Lineage: Eukaryota; Metazoa; Chordata; Mammalia; Afrosoricida; Tenrecidae. Gene Ontology annotation, molecular function: protein binding. The transcript has 8 exons.
CCGCCAACUGCCCAGGAGUCAGCAGCUAAGCUCACACAGCCAGCUAGACAGACUGACUCUCGGACACCCAACACCCCAGCCUCUUCCACAGGCACGUCGACCAUGCAGCCCCUGUGGCUUCUCUCGGCUCUGCUGGCCCUGAGCCACGCCCUGCCCUUUGAGCAAAAGGGCUUCUGGGACUUCACACUGGAUGACAGCCUGGUCCUCAUGAAUGACGAGGAGGCCUCAGGCGCCGGCUCGACCUCGGGGGCCCCGGACCUGGACUCCAUCACCCCAACCUUCAGUGCCUUGUGUCCUUUUGGCUGCCACUGCCACCUUCGAGUGGUUCAGUGCUCCGACUUGGGUCUGAAGGCUGUGCCUAAGGACAUCUCACCUGACACGACCCUGCUGGACCUGCAAAACAAUGACAUCACCGAGCUCCGCAAGGAUGACUUCAAGGGCCUCCAGCACCUCUAUGCUCUGGUCUUGGUGAACAACCAGAUCGCCAAGAUCCACGAGAAGGCCUUCAGCCCCCUGCAGAAGCUGCAGAAGCUCUACAUCUCCAAGAACCACCUGGUGGAGAUACCCCCCAGCCUGCCACGCUCUCUGGUGGAGCUCCGCAUCCAUGACAACCGCAUCCGCAAGGUGCCCAAGGGUGUGUUCCGUGGACUGCGCUACAUGAACUGCAUCGAGAUGGGCGGGAACCCCCUGGAGAACAGUGGCUUUGAACCUGGAGCCUUCGACGGUCUGAAGCUCAACUACCUGCGCAUCUCCGAGGCUAAGCUCACCGGGGUCCCCAAAGACCUCCCCGAGACUCUGAAUGAACUCCACCUGGACCACAACAAGAUUCAGGCCAUUGAGCUGGAAGACCUGCUCCGCUACUCCAAGCUGUACAGGCUGGGCCUGGGCCACAACCAGAUCCGCAUGCUGGAGAACGGCAGCCUGAGCUUUCUGCCCACAUUGCGGGAGCUGCACUUGGACAACAACAAGCUGUCCCGGGUACCCCCCGGCCUUCCGGACCUCAAACUGCUCCAAGUGGUCUACCUGCAUUCCAACAACAUCACCAAGGUGGGCGUCAAUGACUUCUGCCCCGUGGGCUUCGGGGUCAAGCGGGCCUACUACAACGGGAUCAGCCUCUUCAACAACCCUGUGCCCUACUGGGAGGUACAGCCUGCCACCUUCCGCUGCGUCACCGACCGCCUGGCUAUCCAGUUCGGCAACUACAAGAAGUAGGAGUUGGGGGGAGCUUCCAGGAACUUGGCAGACACCCACCCUGGAUGCUCACCCCACCCCCUCUGGCCAUCCUAAGGAGCAACACAAGGGCACCCCUGCCAGCCACUCCAUCCCAUGACCCUGGCCUAGGAGCUGCCUCCACCCACCUGUCCCCACCUGCCCCAAGGCCACACACAGGAGUCUGGGCAGCUUUCCCAUGUAGGCUUGUGUGCAGGCUCAGCCACAGCAGAGUGCCUGCAGGUCUUGGGUUUUUUUUUUUUGGGGGGGGGGAUAAUAGCUCUCUCUCUCUCUCUCUCUCUCUCUCUCUCUCUCUCUCUCUCUCUCUCUCUCUCUCUCUCUCUCUCUCUCCUUGUUCUCCUCGGACCCUGUGACAUCCCCCCUACCCCACCCCUACACACACCUCAAUGAACUCUGUCGUUCUGUCUAGUCCCUCUGUCUCUCCCACCCUUUCUUGGCCAGGCCUCAGACACGGUCCCGCCCAGGCAGGCCUGGUGGGCAGCUGCUUCCCCUACAGGCCCUGGCCAGGCCUGGCCCAGACAGCCCCAUUGAAGAGGCUGCAGGAGAUCAGGCUGGGCUUCCCGAUGCCCAUCGCCCACUGUCACUUCUCCCCUGCCUGUCCCUUCUCCCCCUGGCCCUUGUGGGGGUGGGGACAAGCAUUCAGCAUGAGGCUGAGCUGCCUCUGAGGGAGAUGGCUAUCUUUCCAUUAAAGAAACACUGUGCAAUAUGA